Cuscuta campestris is the source of this 1147-nucleotide messenger RNA. The record is from the annotation of a GenBank genome assembly. Lineage: Eukaryota; Viridiplantae; Streptophyta; Magnoliopsida; Solanales; Convolvulaceae.
GCGUAGAUGGGCCCACUCAACGUGCCCAUGCACUUAAGUGGCGAAACCCCUGGUCAAACAUUGGAAAUCUUCGACCGCUUCAUUUGCCAAUCGCCUAGUCUUCCGCAUCUUUUCACCAUAUUUAUUACUCCCCAACCAUCCCUUCCCCUUUCACAAUAAAUGGGAAAGGAUGGUUUGCUGCUGGUUCAUCCCUUUCUGAUUUCUUCGCCAUGGCAAGUAAAUCUCUGAGUAAAGUCUUCAUCGACUUAACUCUUUCUAGGACAUCUUCUUCUUCGGAUGACGAUUUCCCUGCCUCUCCGGCUCAAUUCAACGACAUGGCCGGGUUGAGUCCUGGCGAGUUCUCAAGGCUUUAUCCAGCACCUCGUCUUCCUGCGCCAUCACCUCCUAGCCCGCCCAGGCUUCCAUCCGGGAGGAUAGAUUGGGACUCUAUGACCCUCCAAGACUUCGCCUUGUACCAGAGGAUGCGCAGGGCUAAACUUGGACAUUCUUUUCUGAUUGUUGAGGUGGAACCUUCACGUGAAAGCCGGACAGCUCCUCCAAACUUGCUGAAGCCUCCCAAUGAUGGUUCUUCAUUGGGAGCACCAGCUCCCCGUCUAGGGACGUGGGAAGACUAUGACAUAGAGGAAGCUGCUGAUUCCACCGCGUGCCCUUCGUCGAAGAGAAGGAGCCCAUGGAAGGGGCCCCCACAUCCUUCUUGUUGACUGCAUGGAUGCAAUAGGCCCUCCUUCAGUGCCUAGCCCCCUGCAAAGAAAUUCCCUUUUUCUUGUUUUAUUUUAAGAGGCAUUCGCUUGUUUGGUCCAGGAGUUUUUCCUCCGUCCCAUACUAAGGAAUGUCCUUUAAUUUAAGACUAGGAAUUAUCGUUGUAAUUCAAAGACACAACCUUCGAAUUAGCAAUCGAUGACUUCCCUAUUUUCUGAUUUCUUUCAUCUCAUUAGGAACCAUUAUUGUGAACCAAAAGUGUAAAUUUUGGCCCAUCAAUGUAGUCCUUUAUGUUUAUUUCUUUGCACUUUAUCUAAUGCAAGUACAAACAUAUCUCAUCCUCUAUACAAAAUCUCAUCUCCCGGGGGUUAGACGUGCCUUGGGAGCUUACCUCAUCUGUCCCUGACCUCCUUUCCUCCGGGUUAAGGAAUAAUCUUAUCUACCUUGG